UUCAAAUCUCACCUCAUCUACUUGCCUUUUACAGCAGCACAGAUAACUAAGUUGCAGAACUUUAAAAGUCUCCUCUUUAGAUUAUAUUAAGUGGGGGAGUUAAACAUUUUCUGACUUUUAUUUUUUAAAUAGAUUAAGUUAUUUUUUUUUAGCUUAUUUGACACAGCAGUGCUCCUGUAGGUUAGUUGGGCUGUUAGCGCACACCGGGAUGUCCACCCUCAUCGACCUCACAGACGAAUGCACAGUUCUUGUCCAUCCGGACCUGGAGGCUAUGCAGUCCACAUGUAACGGCCUCCACCCGGGCCACCUGCACGAUGGCUUGCUGUCAGAGCUCUCCACCAUCUCCUCCAUCGUUUCAGCACAGAGUGAUCCAAGUAGCUGCUCAGAACAGCAGCAACUGAAGGUCUACCUAAGGGUAAGACCCUUUUCCAAAGAGGAGCUGUCUUCUGAUGAAGACCAGGGAUGUAUAGUGUUGGAGAACACCAAAACUGUUUUGUUACAAGCGCCGAAAGGUUCAGCCACCCUGAAGAGCAGUGAGAAGGGCGUUGGACAGGCCUUGCAUAAGUUUUCCUUCUCCAAGAUCUUUGGGCCUGACACUAAUCAGGGCAGGUUCUUUGAGGGCACCAUAAAAGCUCAGGUGCUUGACUACCUGGAAGGAAAAAACGCACUCGUUUUCACCUAUGGGGUCACCAACGCAGGGAAGACUUACACGAUUCAAGGAUCCCAGAAAGACCCUGGAAUUUUGCCACAAGCACUAGACGUGAUCUUUUAUCAUGUGAAGGGGAAGCAGUAUGACCAAAUGGACUUGAAGCCCUAUCUCAGCUGCGACGUCCAAUAUCUCAAUCCAGAUGAGGUCAAACAGGAGAGAAGUGCUAAAGCAGCAAUCUUGUCAUUGCUGAAGGAGGAAAAUGACCAAUAUUCAAAAAGUUCUUCCAGCACAUCAGCAUCUUAUCCCUCCAGCCUGUCCUUUUCUUCGGUUUCCUACGACCAAACCGCAGACUCAACGGACACAGCUGCUGAUAGAGAGAGACUCCGCUUUGCUGUGUGGGUCUCCUUCUACGAGAUAUACAACGAGUGUGUGUAUGACCUCCUGCAGCCCCUUCCAUCUGGCAAGGCCAGGAAACGGGGUGCACUGAGGGUCUGUGAGGACAGUUCAGGAAACUCGUACAUUCGAGAUUUAAGAUGGAUCAAUGUUCAUAACUCGGAAGAAGCUUGCAAAAUUUUGAAAGUUGGUAAUAAGAACAGAAGUGCUGCUUCAACCAAGAUGAAUCAGUCUUCAAGCAGAAGCCACAGUAUAUUCACCAUCAAACUCCUGAAAAUUGAUGGAACUGAGGUCCAGAGGGUAACAGAGUUGUCGCUCUGUGACUUGGCUGGUUCUGAAAGAUGCAACAAGACCAAGACUUUUGGCGAGCGUCUCAAGGAAGCGGGAAACAUCAACAACUCCCUGCUCAUACUGGGGAAGUGCAUUGCGGCUCUGCGCCACAACCAAAGUGACAGAAUGAAGAAUAACUACAUCCCUUUUCGUGAGAGCAAGCUGACCCGCCUCUUUCAGUCCAUUUUUUGCGGGAAGGGCGUAGCAUCCAUGAUUGUCAACGUCAACCAGUGUGCCUCCACCUAUGAUGAAACUCUUCACGUUAUGAAGUUUUCUGCUGUAGCCAAGCAGGUUGUCCAGAUCAUCCCCCCAAAGUCCUUGGAGAGUCUGGCCCCCAGACUGGUGGGCAAGGAUGGGAAGCCUCUACUGAGAAAUGGAGUUAUUGACACAGAGGCCUUGGACAGCUACCUGGAAGAGGAGGAGCUCUUGGAUGAGGAGGAUGAAGAGGACAUGUCUAUCCUGCCCCAAGAGGACCUCCUGAACAUCAUCGAAAGCCUGAAGGAGAAGCUUCUGGCAGAGCGGCGCAGAAACCUGGUGCAGGAGAUCGAGAUCCGCAAGGAGAUGGGUGACGCCAUGCUGCAGCAGCUGAUGGAAAGCGAGGAGCUGCGGAGCCGUCAAAUGGCUGAGCUCAAGGAGAGCUAUCAGGAGAAGCUGGAGAACACAUUUGAGCUCUACAAGGAUGCGCUCAAGGAGCACGCCUACCAGUGUGCCCUGGAGCGUGUCGGAGAGGAGUAUGUGCCCAUGGACGAAUUCAUUGCUGAGCAGGAGAAAGUGGAGGAGUUGAAGACAAAGCUGUUGGUGGUUGAGCAGAGGAUGCAGGGUUUUCCCCAGCCCUUCCCAGCUAUACUUACUUUGGAAAAGGCCUGUCAGUGUCCCUCAGACCCCCUUGUCCAGGAGUCUCUCACAGAUCGAGAGAGUUACGAAGCUUUAUACGAGGCCAAAUGUGCCGCUGAGCAGCUGUGUGAAGCCAGAGAGAAGACUAUUAAGUCCUUGGAAAAGCGGGUUAAGGAGCUGAACGAAACCCUGCAAGAGGCAGGGGAAAGCUUCAUGGAGAAGGUGGAUGAAAUUGAGAAACUGGAGAGGAAGCUUGCUGACAAGGGCCAUGAGGUUGAGGUGUUGAGAAAAGAGCUGGAGGAGAAGGACAGGCUGGUAAUCUUCUUGACCAAGGAGAAAGCUGAGUCUUCCCAGGAGUCCCCAUCCAAAGGGAAGGUUAAGAAGGGUCUUCUGGCUAACAUUAAGGAAUCUGUCACUUCCCCCAGGAAAGGGGCCCUUGGAAGAACCCUGAGGAAAUCUGUUAGGACUGCUCCCAUGUCUCUGAAGAAGAAGCCAAUGAACUGAAGUUGACUCAUUCUGUUAUGUUUAAAUGCUUUUAAUUGUUCUAAAUGUAUUAAUAAAUCCUACUUUAAAUUGU
Scleropages formosus (Asian bonytongue) is the source of this 2783-nucleotide messenger RNA. Its product is annotated as kinesin-like protein KIF20A. Lineage: Eukaryota; Metazoa; Chordata; Actinopteri; Osteoglossiformes; Osteoglossidae. Gene Ontology annotation, cellular component: nucleus; spindle microtubule; mitotic spindle. Gene Ontology annotation, biological process: spindle elongation; microtubule-based movement; mitotic spindle assembly. The coding region runs from base 209 to 2710 and encodes 833 amino acids. Gene Ontology annotation, molecular function: plus-end-directed microtubule motor activity; ATP binding; microtubule binding. The record is from RefSeq and is a predicted model, not a curated record. The transcript has 18 exons.